Molecule: messenger RNA, 726 nt
Organism: Trypanosoma theileri
Lineage: Eukaryota; Euglenozoa; Kinetoplastea; Trypanosomatida; Trypanosomatidae
Product: putative 3-oxoacyl-ACP reductase
Exons: 1
Coding region: 1-726 (241 amino acids)
Molecular function (GO): oxidoreductase activity, acting on the CH-OH group of donors, NAD or NADP as acceptor
Source: RefSeq, a predicted model, not a curated record
AUGCCUUGGAACCUUGAAGGACGUGUGGGCGUUGUGACUGGAGCUUCAUCUGCCAUUGGUAGAGUGGUAGCCGCACGUUUAUUAACACAACAUCGUAUGCAAUUGGUAUGCGUGUCUAGGAGGGAUUUGACGGGCCUAGUCGCACCAGAAUGCAGUUGUUUAAAGGCGGACCUUACAGUUUCCUCUGAAUGUGAUGCUUUAAUGAAAUCUGUGAGGACGUCACAUGGACCAGUAUCCCUUCUUGUCAAUUGCGCUGGUGUAACCCUUAGUAAAAUGCAUGUGCACUGUACAGAUGACGAUUACGAUGCAGUGAUGAACGUUAAUGUGCGUGGGGCGCUUCAAAUAACGCGGUCCGCACUUCGUCAUGGGGGCAUGUUGAAGACUGGAGACGGUUGCGUUAUCCACAUUGGCUCUGUUGUAGGUAGUGUGGGAAACGAGGGACAAGUAGUGUAUGCAGCAUCGAAGGCGGCACUAGGCGGUGCCGUGAAAUCAUGGGCUCGAGAGUAUGGCAGCAAAGGGUUGCGUUUCAACGUGAUUGCGCCAGGUCUUGUAGACGGCCCUGGGAUGGGUGCUGCUUUGACGGAAGCCCAACGAGAGGCUUGGCGGAAACGCUCUUCAAUGGGGCGUCUCGCCACUGCGGAGGAUAUCGCCGACGCCGUUAUUGGUAUCUCUGGCUGUUGCUUUAUCAAUGGUCAGACUAUCUGCGUCGAUGGGGGUCUCGCAUGA